AUGUUAUCUUUAAUAUUCGAAAAUCCACAAUUAAAUCUUAAUGCAAUUAUAACAUUAUUAUUAAUAGCCAUCAUUACUUUUGUUUUUAUAAAACUUUUCUCUGACGAUAAACCUAUUGAAUUCACCGUUCCGGUACCUAUUGAGGCCAAACCCGGAUGGGUUGAUGGAAAAAUACUAGAAAAACUUAAUAUAAAGGAUCCUCAAAACCCUGGUUAUAUUACAUGUUAUGAUCCAGCAACCGGUCAAUUAUUAUCAAAUAUACGUGCUCACACUGAACAGGAUGUGAUUAAUUCUCUAAAAAAAGUUCGCAAUGCCCAAAAAAAAUGGGCACUAACCACAUUUGCGGAACGAAGAAAAGUGUUAAAAAGUUUGUUAAAUUUUAUUGUUAAAAAUCAGGAUGAAAUUUGUUGGGUUAGUUGUCGAGAUACAGGAAAAUCAUUGGUUGACGCCAAAUUUGGUGAAAUACUGGCUACAUGCGAAAGAAUUCAAUGGAUCAUUAAAAAAGGUGAAAAAGCCUUAUCUCCUCAAUACCAUGAAUCUAGCAUGUUGUUACUUUAUAAAAUCGCAAAAGUUAUGUUUGAACCUCUCGGUGUUGUUGCUGCUCUAGUUUCAUGGAAUUAUCCUUUUCACAAUCUAAUUGGCCCGAUAAUAUCAGCUUUAUUUGCGGGAAACGGGAUUAUAAUUAAAUCUUCUGAACAAGUUGCAUGGUCAUUACAGUACUAUAGUGAAAUUAUUAAAGUUUGUUUAAUAUCGUGUGGUCAUGAUCCGGAUAUAGUGCAAUUUCUAUGUGGUUUUCCUGAAUGUGGUGAAGCUCUUGUUAAAAGUGGGGUUGAUGGGUUAACUUUUAUCGGUUCUCCACAAGUAGGUAAACAAAUCAUGUCAUCUUCCUCUACUACAUUAACUCCCUGUAUAUUGGAACUAGGAGGAAAAGAUUGCGCUAUCCUUCGCCAAGAUGUAAAUUUAAAUCAGGUCAUUCCUAUUAUACUUCGUGGUGUAUUUCAAAACUCUGGACAGAACUGCGUCGGACUUGAAAGAAUUCUUGUUCAUGAAAGUAUUUAUGAUGAAUUUGUUAAAAUAGUUGAACAAAAAAUCAAGGAACUUAGAGUGGGCUGUGCUUUGAAUGAUGAAGAAGGUGUUGACGUUGGUGCGCUGACUAUGAGUGAUCAUCUUGACCGACUCUCCAACCUAAUAAAAUCUACUGUCUCACAAGGUGCAAAACUACUCUAUGGGGGUUAUCCCUUCAUUCAUCCCCUUUAUCCGACUGCACAUUACUACACUCCCACACUUCUCAUAGAUGUAACUCCCGAAAUGCCAAUAUCCAAAACUGAACAUUUUGCUCCAAUAAUGGUAGUAAUGAAAUUCAGAACAGAUGAUGAAGCAAUUGAAAUUGCAAAUGCUAGCGGUUAUGGAUUGGGAAAUAGUGUGUUUACCAGAGAUCAACGAAGAGGUGAAUGGAUGGUAAGAAGAUUAAGAUGUGGUAUGGUUAACGUAAAUGAUUUUGGUGCUACCUAUCUUUGUAAUCUACCAUUUGGUGGUGUUGGUAUAAGUGGAUUUGGAAGAUUUGGAGGAAUUGAAGGUCUUCGACAACAGUGUUUAAUGAAAUCAAUUACUUUAGAUCGAUUUCCAUGGUUAUUACAGACUUCUUUACCUAAAAUUUUGAAUUACCCUAUAUCAUUUGGUGGAUCCACAUUUGUUUCUAAUUUGAUUAAAGUUGUUUAUGAAAAUAGAUUAAUUGACAAACUUAAAGGCGGUAUUAAAUUGGUAAUUGGUGAAAGUUAUAAGUAUGAGUAA
Molecule: messenger RNA, 1791 nt
Organism: Scutellospora calospora
Lineage: Eukaryota; Fungi; Glomeromycota; Glomeromycetes; Diversisporales; Gigasporaceae
Source: the annotation of a GenBank genome assembly